This is a messenger RNA of Ipomoea nil (Japanese morning glory), 600 nucleotides long. RefSeq lists its product as uncharacterized. Gene Ontology annotation, molecular function: catalytic activity. The record is from RefSeq and is a predicted model, not a curated record. NCBI's taxonomy places the organism in Eukaryota, Viridiplantae, Streptophyta, Magnoliopsida, Solanales, Convolvulaceae. Bases 1 to 600 code for a protein of 199 amino acids. The transcript has a single exon.
AUGGUAUGGAAUUGUCAAGGGGCGGCGUCAGCAGGCUUUCACCGCACCCUCAAACAACUCAUUUGGGAGCAUAAACCUUCCAUCGUCUGCUUAUUAGAGCCUAAAGUAUCGGGAGACCAAGCAAAUGCCAUUUGUGCAGGCUUUGGUUUUUCCGAGUGGGUUAGAGUAGAGGCUUUUGGAUUCUCGGGAGGAAUCUGGAUCCUCUGGAAAGAGACCUUACUUGUUAACAUAAUGUUUACUCACCCUCAGUUUGCUGUUUUACAGGUUGGAGAAGGAAGAUCAGAACCAUGGUUCCUUUCGGUGGUUUAUGGUAGUCCAAACCUCCAACUGCGCAGAAGCCUUUUCUCUGAUUUGUCUAGCCAGAGCCUCGGUAUCCAAGGCCCCUGGUUGACAGCAGGUGACUACAACACGGUAGCAUCUCAAAGUGAAGUUAGCAAUCCCGGAACGUUUAAUUCUACAAGAUGCUCGGAGUUUAACGAGUGGAUCUUUCGCGAAGGCCUAAUUGACCUAGGAUUUGAAGGACCAAACAUCACUUGGAGGAGGGGUAUUAACUCGGAAACAUUCAAGGGCGCCCGAUUCACCGAUUGGAUAGAGCACUAG